GUGGCUGCCGUGGAUGCGUCAGUCCAAUUUGCUUGCUUUGCAGUGGCAGCUGCUCUCCAAACAGAGAAGUUCUACGACGUGUCUGCAAGCCUGACCUACGUGCUUUGCGUCCUCCUCUCCUUCCGAGCCGGUGGGCGAACCACAAGGUGUAAAGUCAACUCUGCUCUAGUGAUUGCCUGGGCACUGCGUCUCGGCAGUUUUCUCCUGUGGCGAGUGCUUCAUGAUGGUGGUGACAGCCGAUUUGAUAAGGUGAAGAUGCAACCUGGCAAGUUUUUCAUCUUCUGGGCCGUCCAGGCGCUCUGGAUUCUGCUCACUGCCCUCCCCGUAUACCUUUCAAAUGUCAAGCCAGCGGUCAAGGAGGCCCAGCUUGAAGAAGGCUUGUCCCAACCGCAAGAAGAGAUUCGGGUUUCCUGGCGAGACAUUCUGGGCUGGAGCUUGUGGGGUGUUGGCUUCGUGGUGCAGGUGACCGCAGACAUACAAAAGAGAGUCUUCCAGGCUGACCCGCGCAACAAGGGUCUUUGGAUCCAAGCUGGCUUGUGGAAACUCUCCCAACAUCCGAAUUAUUUCGGCGAGAUCUGCAUGUGGUGGGGCCUCUUUUUCAGCUGCUCGACAACGUUGAGAAGAUGGGAAUUACUGUCUGUAGCGACGGCCUUAGUAACCGAUAAGUUGCGUAGGUCGAGAUACAGCAAGAGACGGAGAGAGAGAGAGAGAGGUGGAGUCGCAGAGCCUGAAGAAGAAGAAGAAGGUGGAGUCGUAGCCAUUUUGGCUCAAGUCUGCUGCCGCCUCUCCUUUGGGGAGGUCCUGGGUGCCGGCCCCUUGGGAGGUUGGGGGACUUCCCUGGCUUCCUAG
Messenger RNA from Symbiodinium pilosum, 849 nucleotides. The record is from the annotation of a GenBank genome assembly. NCBI's taxonomy places the organism in Eukaryota, Dinophyceae, Suessiales, Symbiodiniaceae.